CCCUCAUUCCGCUACCCCAAUAAAAAAAGGCUUGGGUAGCAGCUAUAGGGUUAAGGUUAGCGCAAGUUAGGGUUAGAGUUCUCGUCACUGAAAGACCGGAGGGAAAUAAUUCCCUCGCGCAUCGACUAUUCCCAUGGGAUAGGUGAGGACAGGAGCAUAUAUGGUGAUGGGAAAUCCGACAUAAGCGACAUUGCAGGCGUUACUGAAAAAAAAAAGGGUUGGUGCCUAGGGUUAGGAGUGGUGUGUCAUUUAGUUUUCUGUACUUUCGACGUAAGUGGUCCAUACCACCGGAGCUUAUUCAGGUUAAAGCGACCAGGAGUAUUUGUUAACUCCUCCUUGGAAUGGAUGCUACCCAUUUUUACAGGGCUGGGUUGCUCAAAGCCCUAGAUUAGCGAGAGUUUUGAUUCCAUUUUUGUAACUUUUUGAGUGAGGUCUUCGGUUUACAUUGUUUGUCCUUCAGUUUUGCGUUUGAAUAAUCAAUAUGCAGUAAAAAAAAAUAAUACUUCGGUUAACUUUUAAUCCUGAGUUUUGUUUCCGUUUUCAUUCCUCCGUCAAUUUUGCUCUCUUUGUGCAAGUGGACUCCUGGCUCCUCGCCUGCAAAUGUUAAAGCUUCCUCUCUGUAAUCGCUGUAGCUCGCUGUCGCUUCCAUCGCUAGAAGUGAAAAUUAAAGAAUCGCUGUGUAAUUCAAAUUCUUCCUCAUAGUCUUAUUCUUCUUGGACGUCUUAUUCUUCGUUCAAGAAGAAUAAGACUCGAAGAAUAAGACUCUGAUGAGGAAGAAUUUUUAAAUAAUUCCCAAGAAAUCGUAGAAUCUAACUUUUACUCUGGAUUUUCGGACAUCAGUUUGAUUUUCCUCUGAUCAAGCGCGCCUACUGCAUUUGCGGACGUCUCGGAAAACAGAUUUCCGUUUCUGACAUCUAAAAUGGCUGGGCGUCGCCCACUCUGCUGGUCCAUUUUAAAAUUUCUAACUGGAUCGGGCAAAAGUUUCAUGGGAACCGGGUUAAUGUUAUUAUUUUCUUUUUAAAUUUUGUAGUCGUAUAACAAAUUUCUUAUUAACCAAUUUCUCUCCAGAAUGUACUGGGAAAUUAUGGGCCCACUGACAUUGCGUGACGUAACGUGACGUAGCGUGACAAAUCAAAGGAUGCUUGAGGUGACUCUCUUCUCAUUGGCCACCGGUCAAGCGUCGCGUCGUUGAAGACUGAUAAACGUAAACUGAAUCAUUAUUCAAUACGAUAAUGGAUGUUUUCCCUAACUGCUUUUACUGAUCUUUACUUAUAAUUCGUAGUGGUAUGGAUUGGUUUGAAUCAAUCUUAAUCUGGUUUUUGACGACAGCGAGUCUCGGUUUUGGAGAAGGUUGGGCUAGAGACUAUUGCGGAAAGCUUCAUGGGAAGGAAUACUUCUGUAAUGAAGGUCAUUGCUGUGGAGAUUUUGACUGCUGCACCUACUUCAAGUACUACGAGGCAUGGUGGUUUUGGUUGGUAUGGGGACUGAUCACUGUCCUUGCUUGUUGCUGUGCAUACCACCGCAGAAAAUAUUAUUCACAUCAUGGACAAAUCAGAAACUUUAUCUACCCAACAACACUGGCCAGAUCACCUGAAUGCUCAAAUGCCCAUGCAGAGGCCAUGGUUGAUCCUAAGUAUUACAAACUACCAUCUUAUGCUGAGGUGGAAGCAAUGGGUAGCCUAGGUCCCCCAGUGGAUGGUGAAGGUGCUCCGCCACCUUAUGUAGAUCCACUGGCAAAUGAGGAAUUAGAAAAUGGUGCCACAAAUUCACAAAACAAUGAAGUUUUCUCAGACAGCACUGAGGAUCUCAGGAGUUCCCCUGUAAUUACAUGUAAUCCUGUGGUUCACUCUUCAGAGAAUCCAUAGUUUGUUGUAAAAUUAUCAUGAUUUAACAAAGUUGAGUACUGGUGGAUUUAAUAUGUACAUUAAGAAAAAGGUGCUGGUACCUUGUCAAGAACGAAUUUUCGAUGUGAAUUUUAUAAGGUAAAAUAUUUUUCAAAUCAUAAUUAUAAUUAGUUAGGGGCUGGAGCUGCCAAUUAAUGUUUAAAGUAAUUAUCAAUUGAUUACUGAACCGCUAGCUAGUUCCAAAACAAGUUACUGAAAAAAAGUGUUGUACAUACUGUAAUAUACAUGUAGAAAUAAAUUAUCCAAGGAAAGAAGCAAAAAAAAAAAAAGGUACAUGUUGGUUCAAAAUUUUGUUGAUAUACAUAUUGCACAUGUGACUUUGUUUCAAGUAAGUUAACCUCAUUAUUACUCUCACCCCUAUUCUGAAGUUCCUUUGUGUUUCUUCCUUUGCAAAAUAUUUUGACUACUAUGAUUUACAGACAGCCAUGCUAAUAUUGCUACAGAAGAUCAGACCAAUACUUUACAUAUAUUAAUUAAUUGUAAUGUUGGGCCACAUAUAUUUGUACAUGGCUACCUAGCAAGGGCUUAUCAUAUACACAUCAUGAGUCAUGGGUGUUGUUAAGAUAAAAUUAUCUUUUUAAUAAUUUAUGAACAACUUCAAAUAUUGCCACUUGAUCUGGUUGGGAUGUUAGUUUAUCAGGUUGCCCUAAAGUGCCAUUGCCAAGGUGAGGUUUAUGCUUGCUGUCAGUUACUGUCAUCCAUUAUGUUAGAUAUCAUGUUGAGUGAGGUGCAGUGAGUCACCAAGGGAUUUAAGAGCUUUGCCUUAUUCUAAGUAACAGAAAAAACUGGACCCAAACUCAAGUGCAUCUUUUGGGCUGCUUUAGAUGUGUUGUAUAACAUUAAGGUUUUGAAAAAUUGCUACGUUUUUUAAUCGCGUGUAACUUUCAUUUAGCUGAACAUCAUGAAUAAAGAAAACAUUAGGAAGUAAA
Messenger RNA from Orbicella faveolata, 2833 nucleotides. RefSeq lists its product as uncharacterized. The record is from RefSeq and is a predicted model, not a curated record. Lineage: Eukaryota; Metazoa; Cnidaria; Anthozoa; Scleractinia; Merulinidae.